AAGAGCGAGGGCGGGCGGGCGGGAGGCGGCGGCGGCGGCGGCAGUAAUAGGAGCAGCAACAGAAGGCGUCGGAGCGGGCGUCGGAGCUGCCCGCUGGGGGAGAGAGAGAGAGAGAGGAGAGAGAAAGAGAGCGAGCGAGGAGAGGGAGCCCGAGGCGAAAAAGUAACUGUCAAAUGCGCGGCUCCUUUAACCGGAGCGCUCAGUCCGGCUCCGAGAGUCAUGGCGACCGCAGCGUCUAACCACUACAGCCUGCUCACCUCCAGCGCCUCCAUCGUGCACGCCGAGCCGCCCGGCGGCAUGCAGCAGGGCGCGGGGGGCUACCGCGAGGCGCAGAGCCUGGUGCAGGGCGACUACGGCGCGCUGCAGAGCAACGGGCACCCGCUCAGCCACGCUCACCAGUGGAUCACCGCGCUGUCCCACGGCGGCGGCGGCGGCGGCGGGGGCGGCGGCGGCGGCGGGGGCGGGGGCGGUGGCGGGGGCGGCGGCGACGGCUCCCCUUGGUCCACCAGCCCCCUGGGCCAGCCGGACAUCAAGCCCUCGGUGGUGGUGCAGCAGGGCGGCCGCGGCGAUGAGCUGCACGGGCCGGGCGCCCUGCAGCAGCAGCACCAGCAGCAGCAGCAGCAGCAACAGCAGCAGCAGCAGCAGCAGCAGCAGCAGCAGCAGCAGCAACAGCGGCCGCCGCAUCUGGUGCACCACGCCGCCAACCACCACCCGGGGCCCGGGGCAUGGCGGAGCGCGGCGGCCGCGGCGCACCUCCCGCCCUCCAUGGGCGCGUCCAACGGCGGCUUGCUCUACUCGCAGCCCAGCUUCACCGUCAACGGCAUGCUGGGCGCCGGCGGGCAGCCGGCCGGGCUGCACCACCAUGGCCUGCGGGACGCACACGACGAGCCGCACCACGCCGACCACCACCCGCACCCGCACUCGCACCCGCACCAGCAGCCGCCGCCGCCGCCGCCCCCGCAGGGCCCGCCGGGCCACCCGGGCGCGCACCACGACCCGCACUCGGACGAGGACACGCCGACCUCGGACGACCUGGAGCAGUUCGCCAAGCAGUUCAAGCAGCGGCGGAUCAAACUGGGAUUUACCCAAGCGGACGUGGGGCUGGCGCUGGGCACCCUGUACGGCAACGUGUUCUCGCAGACCACCAUCUGCAGGUUUGAGGCCCUGCAGCUGAGCUUCAAGAACAUGUGCAAGCUGAAGCCUUUGUUGAACAAGUGGUUGGAGGAAGCAGACUCGUCCUCGGGCAGCCCCACGAGCAUAGACAAGAUCGCAGCGCAGGGGCGCAAGCGGAAAAAGCGGACCUCCAUCGAGGUGAGCGUCAAGGGGGCUCUGGAGAGCCAUUUCCUCAAAUGCCCCAAGCCCUCGGCCCAGGAGAUCACCUCCCUCGCGGACAGCUUACAGCUGGAGAAGGAGGUGGUGAGAGUUUGGUUUUGUAACAGGAGACAGAAAGAGAAAAGGAUGACCCCUCCCGGAGGGACUCUGCCGGGCGCCGAGGAUGUGUACGGGGGGAGUAGGGACACGCCACCACACCACGGGGUGCAGACGCCCGUCCAGUGAACUCGCGCUGGGGGAGGAGCAGAGCGCGGGGCUCCCCCUCCCCUUCUGUCUGUGGCCCUUUCCAGGGGGGCCCUCCACCCCCACCCCGUUGUUCCCUCUCUAACUUCUGAUUGUUCUUUUAUUUUUAAUUAUUAUUCCCCCGUCCCUCCAAAAGAAAAAUAAUAAGGAAAAAUGGAAAGCAACUGAAACACUGGACUAUCCUAUGAGCGGUAGCAGGUGUAAUGAUGUGUUUUGACCAUUGCAGGCGAAUACCCAGGCAAUGGAGUGAAUGGAGUGUCUCUUAGAGUGAGGAGUGUGUGAUAGAGAAAGAGAGCGAGAGCGAGAGCGAGAGCGAGAGAGAGAGAGAUGGCAAGCACUGAGAUAAAUACCUGGCAAAACUAAAUCACUUACCAAAAAGGAAGAAAAUCCAGCAAACCAUGAUAAACACAAAAUGCGGCUUCCUCAUGCUCUGAGUUGGCACAUGCUGCUGUGUUUAUUUCUGUGGAUCCCCAUCAGGGAGGAGGGAAGAGAAAUAUCCAUUUUUUUUUUAUACAGGCAAGAUUUAACCACAUAAAUUUGCACUGCAAGAAAAUUGAAGUUUACAUGAACAAAUUCGUGAACAUAUUUUUCUUUUUCUCCCCACCAUUAAUUGUAGAAAGUUGCCGUUUUGGAUUUUGUUUUGCUUUGCUUUAUUCAGCGGACAGAGUUGAAGCCAGCUCCUGACCACUCUCCAUUUCCAGUGCUCUUGUGUUGCUCCUUGUUCUUACUGUCUGUGAACUAUGGUUAUCUUCAGAUCCCUCUUAUAUUUGUGUAAGAUGUAUUGUUCCUUUUACCAAAGCAACACGGUUGGCUUCGUGCAACAUGAGCAGUUAUCUGCUUUCAGGACAUGCCCAUGGUUUGCCCGCUUCAUCCAAGGCAAGAAUCCACUUUGGAAUAUAAAAAUAACAGUCAAGUAUUGGUUUUUGUUACCAGCCACAAAGUAAACUUCAUUUUCAGGCAGUGUUUCUGGGGUAGGUUAUGGAAGGGAGAAUCAAGAAAAAUCGAUAGUGAGUGACUGAUUGCUUCAUUUUAUCAGGCGGGCCCAUUGUGAAAGAGCUCAGAGGAAAUGUGGAGGUUAAAUAUAUUUCCAGAGUUGUCCAAUAGAAAGAAAGUGGCACUUUGAAGAGAACUGGGGAAAUAUAUAUAUAUAUAUCUUUGGAUGUCCCUGAAUAGUUCUCUGCUUUCAGUUUUAAUAACUUAAUUAUGAGCAAUUAUUUAUGCUGACAACAGCAAAUUAAACUUUGUUCCUCUAAUAAGUUUUUUUAAAAAAAAGCAAAAAGAAAAUAACCCAGGAACUUAAUAGGGUAUGCAGAGAGUGUGUUUCUUAGCACACAAAUACCUAUAUGCAUACAUAGAAUAUCUCCACUCAAUUUUGUCUUCACUGGCUCAUUUGUUUGUCAAGUCAUAGCCAAGGUCCCACACUGUCUUCUCCGGUACUUUAUUACAGAAAUACCGGUUUGACUUGGACAGAGCUUUCUCCUCCCUUCUUUCACUAAGGAAGCCAAAUGAAGUAGGGGGGAAAUACCAUUUUCAAUCCUUCCUUUCUCCCCUUUGUUAGUAGUUUUAAGUGCAUUUUUGACCUUACCUUGAUGGAAAGUGGUUAACUCCCAACACAAAAGACUCCACUGAGAAGUGUCUGUGAAAAAAACUUGUAACUGUAUUGAAUAUAAAUACCAUUAAACUGUGAUCAGUUAAUAUUAAAAAAUUAUCAGCACAAAAGGGCACUAAAAAGGGAAAACACUUUUUAUUAACCUUAAAAGUUUGUGUUUUUUUUUUUUCUGGUUAGGUAUUAGACAAAAUUUUAUUUUAAAGGUUGAAUUUUCACUACCAUAAAAUUAUGGUUCAGCAUCAGAUUAGCAUUGCACUCAGUAGUUAAGGUUUUAGGAAAUAUGCUUUAUACAGUAUUGUCUUUUCAAACACCUGUGAUUGUUUCAUUUCUAAUGUUUUUGCAAGAUAAAUGGUGACUUAUAAUGGGCAUAUUUAUUUGCCUGUAUUUCAUUUCCCCCAAUGAAUGUCACUAGGAGAUGGGCACUGAGCUGCUUGGGGGGCAUCACACAGCUUGUUCCUGAGUAGGGGAAGUAGGCUUUAGUGAAGCAAUCCAGAGCAGGGCAAAGAGCCAAUGGGAAAGGGAGGAAAUGAAUUUUCAGAUACUUAGUACCAAGUAGGUAAGGUCAGAAGCUGAGUUUAGGGGAUGUGUCUAUGGCUCCUCUAAAACUCUCCUAGGUUUACUCAGAUGAAAGUUACCUCUGAACCUUACCACUAUGUAUAUAUGUUUAAUAUCUGUCUUUUGAAAUGCAGAAAUAGUUUAAAUGUUCCUUUGUCUAUUUUUCUUUUUUUUAAUGCUACCCAGGGAAAUAUUUUCAUAUCAUUUUUAAGUGGCCUGCCUCAAUGUAUAUUUAUUUCUUUUGAAGCAAAAAGGUUCUGGAAACUGUUUUUCUGUAGCUUUAAAUGAGUAGGUGAGCAAAAUCUAUAUGGGAUGUAAUUUUUUUUGUUCAGUCUCUUUUAAAAAAUACUUUGUUUUGGUACAUUUGGUUGUGCUUGUGGGGAAAAUAAAAACGCAGAGAUCCUUAUAUAUUUAUGUUAAAGUAAUAUUUUAUUAUCUACAUAAAACAGAAAUGCACAAUACCUUCAUAGUUUGUUCUAAUUAUUGAAAUAUCUUUAUUUUAUUUUUAAAGAUAGUACCAAGUUUUAAGGGAGGGGGGGACCCUAGACCUUAUACUGACUGAGUUGAGUUGUGUGUAAAACACUUCCCUUCCUUUAUACUUCAUAAAGUUUUGGAAUAAAUUUUAUGCGUAUA
Messenger RNA from Oryctolagus cuniculus (rabbit), 4372 nucleotides. RefSeq names its product POU class 3 homeobox 2 (gene POU3F2). NCBI's taxonomy places the organism in Eukaryota, Metazoa, Chordata, Mammalia, Lagomorpha, Leporidae. The record is from RefSeq and is a predicted model, not a curated record. Gene Ontology annotation, biological process: regulation of transcription by RNA polymerase II; brain development. Gene Ontology annotation, cellular component: nucleus. Gene Ontology annotation, molecular function: RNA polymerase II cis-regulatory region sequence-specific DNA binding; DNA-binding transcription factor activity, RNA polymerase II-specific.